AUGGUACGACUGGAAGAUCGUGAGCUCUUAUCCCAGAAUGCUCGAGAUGAAUUUGAAAACCCACUACCUCAGAAGCAUUGCAAUGAUGGAUGCAUUAUCUAUCUAUCCCUCGUCGACUUUGACCUAGCAGUCCAAGGUGAUAUUCUUCAGGAUGGUUGUAUCCAGGCGGAGGUAUAUCGUGCGCCAGAGGUCAUCCUUGACAGAGGGUACACGUAUAGUGCUGAUAUAUGGACUUUGGGAGUUAUGCUAUGGGAUUUUCUAGAAGGACGAACACUGUUUGAAUCAGUUGAUCCACGCAUCGUUGAAGUUUAUGAUGACGAAACGCAUCUUGCGUAUAUAACGUCGCUUUUGGGUCCUGCCCCCAAAGACUUUGUUCACCGCGGCAAGAGGACAUCUAUGUUCUAUACGGCCGAUGGAAAACUCAAAAAGGAAGACCUUGUCCCUAGUACCUUUAGCUUUGAAAGCACCAUCUCCAAGUUUGAUGGGGAAGAAAAGAGGAUGUUUAUUAGCUUCGUUAACCGGAUGAUCAAAUGGAAACCCGAAGAGCGAAGUACGGCGAAGGAGCUACUACAGGAUCCAUGGCUUCAUAACGAUUAUCCGCAAAUAUGA
Messenger RNA from Penicillium vulpinum, 609 nucleotides. RefSeq lists its product as uncharacterized. Gene Ontology annotation, molecular function: ATP binding; protein kinase activity. Bases 1 to 609 code for a protein of 202 amino acids. Gene Ontology annotation, biological process: regulation of mRNA processing; protein phosphorylation; spliceosomal complex assembly. The transcript is spliced from 4 exons. The record is from RefSeq and is a predicted model, not a curated record. NCBI's taxonomy places the organism in Eukaryota, Fungi, Ascomycota, Eurotiomycetes, Eurotiales, Aspergillaceae.